AUGCCUCCAAAGAGAAAGGCGACAGAGACCGCCGGAAACAAGUCUAAACGUCCAACACCCGCCUCUACCCCGGUUCCAGAUAUUUCUAGCAGCGAUGAAUACUCGGACAACCAGGAUGAUGAUGACGACGAUGAUGUUCCAGCGCAGAACAAUCUCAAAGAGGUUGUUAGCAAGUUCUCUCUGGAGUCAUACAGCAAAAAAUCGCAACUCGCCAAGGUCGAUCCCCGAUUUGGCUACAAAGAUAUGUCGUCGUUGCCGUUGAAGGUCGACCACUAUAACCGCCCGCUAUGGAUUGAACCGCUGAAAGGCACAAUCACAUUGGAGAGCUUCUCCCCGCUGGCAUCCCAAGCACAGGACUUCCUCACUACCAUCGCCGAACCCCUCUCACGUCCGCAACAUAUCCAUGAAUACCGUUUGACUGGACAUAGUCUUUAUGCGGCUGUGUCGGUUGGUCUGAAACCUAAUGACAUCGUUUCUUUCCUGGAUCGUCUUUCGAAAACUCCUCUGCCUGAGACUGUUCGAGAUUUCGUUAUGGACUUCACUAAGUCUUAUGGAAAAAUCCACAUGGUCCUGCGACACAACCGAUACUACGUGGAAACAGCCGACGCUGAAAUGCUGCAGAGCCUGUUGAAGGAUGAAGUUAUCGGCCCACAAAGAAUUAAUAUUCAAGAUGGAAUUAUUAAACGUGCGGCUCCGAAGAUGGGCGCGCUCGUCAUUCCUGGAACCAAGGAUGCGGCUGGUAUUCGAGAGACUGGGAAUCAGCAGAACGCUGCUGCGCCCCCGACUCGAGACUUGAAUGCAGGUGCAGAUGCAGAUGAAGAAGCGGUUGAUUAUGGAAUCGAUGAUGUCGGUCCCAGCGAGGAAAUUACAUACGCUUUCGAAAUCCCACCGGCUGGAGUUGAGAUUGUUAAGGCUCGCUGUCAAGCGAUUGGAUGUCCCGCUCUCGAGGAGUACGAUUUCCGUGAUGAUCAUGAGAAUCCCAAUAUCGAUAUGGACUUGAAACCAGCUGCUCGCAUUCGAUAUUACCAAGAGAUGAGUCUCAGUAAGAUGUUCGGUAACGGACGCGCAAAGAGUGGUAUCAUCGUUCUUCCUUGCGGCGCUGGCAAAACCCUGGUCGGUAUCACUGCCGCAGCGACGAUUAGGAAAGGUACAAUCGUUCUUUGCACGAGUUCCAUGUCCGUAGUUCAAUGGCGAAACGAGUUCUUGCGGUGGACCACAAUCGAUCCCGGCGAUAUCGCCAUUUUCACAUCUGAUCAUAAAGAAAAGUUCAAGCGGUCCACUGGAAUUAUCGUCUCGACUUAUUCCAUGGUGUCACAGACUCGAGCUCGCUCUUACGAGGCUCAGAAGAUGAUGGAUUGGCUUCAAUCUCGGGAAUGGGGUUUGAUGAUUCUUGACGAGGUGCACGUCGUGCCCGCUUCGAUGUUCCGAAAGGUGACAUCUGCGAUCGCCGCACAGAGCAAACUGGGUCUUACUGCAACUUUACUUCGUGAAGAUGACAAGAUCAAGGAUUUGAAUUUCCUGAUUGGACCCAAACUGUAUGAGGCCAAUUGGAUGGAGCUUGCUGCACAGGGUCAUAUUGCCAAGGUUCAAUGUGCCGAGGUCUGGUGUCCUAUGUCCACUGAAUUCUACUCGGAGUAUCUGCGAGAGAGCUCAAGGAAACAGGCUCUGCUUUACAUCAUGAACCCACAUAAGUUCCAGGCAUGCCAGUUCUUGAUUGAAUAUCACGAGAAGCGCGGUGACAAGAUCAUCGUCUUUUCCGAUAACGUUUAUGCGCUGGAACGCUAUGCGCUCAAACUGAACAAGGCAUACAUUUACGGAGGAACUCCACAGAAUGAGCGAAUGCGUAUUCUGGAAAACUUCCAGCACAACGAGCAGGUGAACACCAUUUUUCUUUCCAAAAUUGGUGACACUUCGCUUGAUCUUCCCGAGGCUACCUGCCUCAUUCAAAUUUCAUCCCAUUAUGGUUCGCGUCGUCAGGAGGCUCAACGUCUGGGUCGUAUUCUGCGGGCUAAGCGUCGUAACGACGAGGGCUUCAAUGCUUUCUUCUACUCGCUUGUGUCUAAAGACACUAGUGAGAUGGUCUACUCCGCUAAACGUCAGGCUUUCCUCAUCGACCAAGGCUAUGCCUUCAAAGUCAUCACCGCGCUUCACGGCAUCGAUGAAUAUGAAGGUCUGUCCUUCUCGACACCCGCUGAACGACGUGAACUUCUCCAAGAAGUCAUGUUGCAAAAUGAGUCUUCUGGCGAUGUGGAGCAGGUGAAUGAUGAUCUAUUCUCGAUGCGCUCGGGUGGGCGUAAGAAGAAGCCUACUGCCAAACGUACUGCUGCAACUCUCAGUGAUAUGGCCGGUGGUAAUGAUAUGGCUUACAUCCACUACAAAACGAAGGAGGGCCAGUCCAAGAAGAAGCAGCCUUCCUCAAAACUGUUCCAGGGCUUCAAAAGACAACGUUUACUGCGCCAGAAGGAACGAGAGGACGCUGCGAAGGAAAAUAGCAGAUGA
Messenger RNA from Penicillium malachiteum, 2499 nucleotides. RefSeq names its product TFIIH/NER complex ATPase/helicase subunit SSL2. Lineage: Eukaryota; Fungi; Ascomycota; Eurotiomycetes; Eurotiales; Aspergillaceae. Gene Ontology annotation, cellular component: transcription factor TFIIH holo complex; transcription preinitiation complex; nucleotide-excision repair factor 3 complex. The record is from RefSeq and is a predicted model, not a curated record. Gene Ontology annotation, biological process: nucleotide-excision repair; transcription initiation at RNA polymerase II promoter. The transcript has 3 exons. Gene Ontology annotation, molecular function: DNA binding; ATP binding; 3'-5' DNA helicase activity. The coding region runs from base 1 to 2499 and encodes 832 amino acids.